GAAAAAAAAUUACGAUAAAUUUUGAAAAGUCGCCGUUUACGAAUUUACGAAAGGUUCUCGACGCGCAACAAACGAGAUGCCAUUCGAUUCUGACGAAACGAGCGUAUUUUCUCUACGCAGAUGGACCGAUAUCGAUCAUAUUCGAAAAACCUAUUGGCGCGCUUGUUCGACGGACGUGGCGAGGAGAUGCUUUCGGCUCGAUGCUCCGCAAGCCCAAGGACUCCCGAUCCGCAUCGCGACGUCCGCAGUAACACGUUUAUAUACGGUUGUCCAGCUGACCGCACGCAAAGGCGAGAUGUCGUUGAUCCGGACACUGUGGAGAUGCACAUUUAGCCCGCGGCUUUUUAAGAUUUACGAGGUAACGUGGAUCGGUCUGGUUGACAAAUCGUAUGAAGCGAAGAACCUAGAGCGAUGGGGUGAUCAAAUCGUCAUUUCCUUUGCAGCAAUAUGGUCUAUAAGCCUUUAUGCUGUACCAGUUAUCGCUAUGUUCGCCAUGUACCAGCGUAGCUAUUCUUUGAUAGAUAACGUUUCUUGCUUGAGUAAAGUGGCAGCUGGAGCUGGUGCACUUCUCAUUGCCUCGUUGGCUGCACGUGGUUAUUCCAGAAUCAAUAAUCCAGCGUAUGUAAAGUUUGUGGACACUCUGAACGAAGCUCACUUGAAUUAUAAUGCAAGUACAAAGCAAGAACUUCACAAAUAUGAUUUUGAAUUCUGGGCAUGGCCUGUAGACUUCAAUGUGACAGGUGACAUUGCAGAUAAAUUGACAUUAGAAAAAAUUGCAAAAGCCAGUGGGCGUCUCAAACGGCAAAGCGGCAAAGAAUUUAUAUUUGCUAUUCCAUGUAAAUUACUUUCUUACGUUGUAGCACAUACUUUUGCGAAUAAACUGAUUUAUCCUGGCAGUAUAUCUCUCAUCGGCUGGGCAUUCGGUUCUGCAUUAGUGAAAGGGAGGUCUGAUCUAAUAAAACAAGGCGGAGAAAGAUUCAAAUUGAUGACUUCGGAUAAAAAUCAUCUUGAUGUAAUGUUCGUCGAUCGACGCACCAAAAGCAGUAAUGGUGAUACACUGGUCAUAACUUGUGAAGGAAAUUGUGGAUUUUAUGAAACAGGCAUUAUAUCCACUCCCUUAACUAAGGGCUAUUCGGUACUAGGUUGGAAUCAUCCAGGUUUUGCCAGUAGUACUGGUGCGCCAUAUCCAGAUCAAGAAGAAAACGCAAUUGAUUGUAUUAUGCGCUUUGCGAUCGAACGUCUAAAGUUUCCCGAAAAACAAAUUAUCAUAUACGGAUGGAGUAUUGGAGGAUAUACUGCCACUUGGGCCGCUAUGAAUUAUCCUUCAAUUCAAAGCUUGGUUUUAGAUGCUACAUUUGAUGAUGUACUUCCAUUAGCUAUUAAAGCAAUGCCGCCGUCCCUAGAAGGUUUAGUCCACAAUAUAAUCAGAGAUUAUUUCAAUCUACAUAUAGCGGAACAAUUAAACAGAUACAAUGGAACCAUAUUAUUAAUAAGAAGAACAGAUGAUGAAAUCAUCUGUAUACCUCAAAAUAAUUUAGCUGGAAAUCGUGGCAAUAUGUUGCUAACAAAAUUACUUCUCAGACGUUAUCCGUAUCUAUUUUUAUCUGAAACCUUUGAGUCUGGAGCAAUUUUAUCGAGGUUCUUAUCUGCUGAAACAUCCGAGAGAACAUCGAUAUUAGAAUCAUUCAGAGUAAAUGAGAAACAUUGCUUACAAUUGAUAGCGGCUGAUAUACAAAGUAACGAUGGGGUGAUAAGUUAUCCAUCUACUUUGGGAAAGGAAUGUGAUGCUAAGACAAAAUUGCAGUUAGUUCUCUUCCUGGCAACUAUGUAUAUGAAAGAUCAAUCAUCAUCACACUGCAUCCCAUUGUCUGUCGACCUCUUUCAUCCAGGUUGGGAUCCAGCAUCCACCAUCGCUGUGAAGUAACUUUUACAAUAUCAUAUUUUGAACAUCAGAACAAGUUUUCCCAGAGAUUCUUAUUUAUAUAAUACAUUUUAUGGACAAACAAAAGCGAUAAUACUGCAAUUUCGUGAUAAAUUUUUCUUGCACACAUA
Molecule: messenger RNA, 2052 nt
Organism: Pogonomyrmex barbatus (red harvester ant)
Lineage: Eukaryota; Metazoa; Arthropoda; Insecta; Hymenoptera; Formicidae
Product: phosphatidylserine lipase ABHD16A
Biological process (GO): monoacylglycerol catabolic process; phosphatidylserine catabolic process
Cellular component (GO): endomembrane system
Molecular function (GO): monoacylglycerol lipase activity; glycerophospholipase activity
Source: RefSeq, a predicted model, not a curated record